This is a messenger RNA of Paracoccidioides lutzii Pb01, 1470 nucleotides long. RefSeq lists its product as hypothetical. The record is from RefSeq and is a predicted model, not a curated record. The transcript has 2 exons. Bases 1 to 1470 code for a protein of 489 amino acids.
AUGACGUCUUAUGUUCUCCCUGAGUCUUGCACGUCUUCCAAGAAACAGACUUUAACCACGACAAUCACGGAAACUGUCUAUGUCACCAUCACUCAGUAUUUUUCUUCUGCCCUAUCCACAGCAAGCCCUGACUCUGAAGGCAAUUCUGUCUGUGAGGCGCCAACUCCUGAAUCAAAGAAUAUCAAGCAUGCUACUACUACUGAGGCAACUAUAACGGCAACAGUUUACCCAAUCCCAGUUUCUGAGUACACGACUAUUGUCACAUCCUUUUUAACUAAGGUAAUUACCUUGACUUUAAUUGAUGCCCCAGUGUCAAGCUAUUUGGCAAACGAACCGAUAUCACAGUCCAUUACCCCUGUGACUCAUCGCAGCACUGAGGCGUCUCAGAUAUUAAUCACUCAGCCUUCUCCAUCCGCUAGCACUACGUCUUCUACUCCCGUCUCUUCAACCAAUUCAUCCACUCAUCUUACCUUCCCCACUCCAUCCCCAUCCACUAAAAUUGCACCUACUACUUCAGCGAUUCCAACCACACUCUCAGCUGUUCCUUCUAGGGCAUAUGGCUCAAGCGGAUGGAACUCCACAAUCCCGACCAGCACGAUGGCCCAAGGAACAGGGAUACUGAUUGUUUCAGGAGUUCCAAUCCCUAAGCCUCCAUUUCUGUCCCAGCCAGCAAAUGAACCCAUCAGCAAACGACAAGUUGGAGCUAUGGUUACCGCAACCAUUAACGACCGGGUUGUCUCGUGGUUCAACGUAUGGAAGGGCUCUCCAUUGUCAUCCCCAGCUCCAAGCCCGACAUCAGUUGUUGAGAGCACCAAGACGAUAACUACACCUUCAUCAGUUCCGACAAAGUGUGGAGAAUUGGGUGAAUUUACCAUGGAUUUUGACGACCUGCCGAGGUUUUCCCCAGCUGAUAAUAACACUGCUCCAUUUCCUCCAAUCUUCAACCCGUAUUACCAUCUUUUCUUUUCUGACGGAUGGGCUUAUGGUCCCCCUCCAACUGAACCAUAUCCUCCUAUUUCCAACCCUCACAUAGGAAUCUACGUUCCUUCGGCAGGCGAGGACAACCACGGCUCCCCAUAUGCAGGGCUGCUAGCUGGAGGUCAAUUUGGCGCAGGUCCCCGUAGUAGCAUUAACACAUUCUGGUUUGACGCUUACUCCGCCUAUUUUGGCUGCGACAAUGGCUCUACGAAUAACUCUUGCGCAGUCACGGUGUCAGCAGUUAGAUACUCAACGGUGACCCGAACAGAAGAGGAUGCUGGAACCCGCACAUUCACCCUCCCACCAUGCCCUGACUACGAAAACUGUGCCCUUUCUCCAUUGGACUUUGGUGAUAGUUUUAGUGGCAUCAGCGGUCUCCAGUUUUCAGCAUUCGUUGGAGAUAAGCCUGUCAUCUGGUUUAUUGACAACAUCAAAAUGAACUGGUAUAACAAUUCUUGUACUGCUGGUUUAGAGCGCUUGCGAUCACGUUGA